AUGCCGGUCGACCCCUCCACGAAGUCCAAGCUGAAGAGACGCUCGAGUCGUAGGGAUAUCGAUGAGUUCAAAUUUGAUGGCACCCACGCGAGGGAGCUUGAAAUGAAAAGAAACAGAGGUGCGUCGUCUGCGCCUACGAAGAACAUGAAGAUCGCUGAGAAGGUGGCUGGCACAUCAUGGAAUAGGGGAGUUGUGCCGAAUGCAGGAGGUGCGAUCAUCGCUCCUUCAUUGCAACGAGGUCCUAAUUGA
This is a messenger RNA of Pleurotus ostreatus (oyster mushroom), 249 nucleotides long. RefSeq lists its product as uncharacterized. The transcript has 2 exons. The record is from RefSeq and is a predicted model, not a curated record. Lineage: Eukaryota; Fungi; Basidiomycota; Agaricomycetes; Agaricales; Pleurotaceae. The coding region runs from base 1 to 249 and encodes 82 amino acids.